Messenger RNA from Knipowitschia caucasica, 246 nucleotides. Lineage: Eukaryota; Metazoa; Chordata; Actinopteri; Gobiiformes; Gobiidae. The record is from the annotation of a GenBank genome assembly.
AUGACAUUGUUUGUGGAUGGCUCCUGUUACAGAGAUGGGGCGGCACUCAAAGCAGGGUAUGCCAUUAGCCAGACAAAGGAGGAGGAGGUGCCACCUACAGUGAAGCCGGGGGACCUGGUCUAUGUGAAAACCUUCCGACGGAAGUGGCAUAGUCCACGGAGGGAAGGUCCCUACGAGGUCGUGAACGCGACGUCAACGGCAGUGCAGGUGAAGGGAUCGCCGACGUGGUACCACCUGAACCACUGA